ACACACGCAGCCUAUGGGCGUGAGUUUCCAGCCAGCAGCUCCUCCACCCCGAGCGCAAACUCCCAAAAUAGCUAUGCGACUUCAGGAAGCCUCCGACAAAAAUGGCUGAAGCGGUUUCACCAAUAACUCGACAAGUCGCGAAAGACGAUCGGGAAGACGGGACCCCGUCCGUCGAUAUUCGCCUCGAAGACGUCGAGGAUUGUUUAAUUUACGAUCGGCACGGAGUCUCUGUCCCCUUCAAGAAAUUAUACCAAGACGGGAAAUCGGUCAUAAUUUUCGUGCGGAACUUCCUGUGCUACAGCUGUGAAGAAUAUGUGGAAGAUUUGAGCAAAAUCCCUAAAGAAGCCCUGGAGGACGCUGACAUUCGACUGGUUGUGAUCGGUCAGGCUGCCCACUACCAUAUAGAGCCGUUCUGCUCACUGACGGGGUACCCUUAUGAAAUAUAUGUGGACCCUGAGAGGAGCAUUUAUCAGAAGCUCGGGAUGAAGAGGGAGGAGAAGUUCAAUGACUCAGCCAACCGUAGUCCCCAUGUGAAGUCUGGUAUGUUUAUGGGGCAACUGAAGAGUAUAUGGAGGGCCAUGACCAGCCCCGUAUUUGACUUCCAGGGUGACCUACAUCAGCAAGGUGGAGCUCUCAUUGCAGGACCAGGCCCUCGCGUUCAUUUUUACCAUCGUGACACAAACCGCCUGGACCAUAUGCCCAUUACCUGGCUCCUGCAGCUCGCCGGAGUUCAACAGACUCUGGACUUCAGCGAUAAGCCAAAGAUCAUCGAUGUGUAGCAAGCUGGCUGCCUGGGAGCGUGCUUCGCCCCAGAUCUGUUACUGUCACAUAUGCAGGGAUGCACACGUUUGUAUGAACAUUUGUUUGAACGUGAGUGAAAAAAUGAGUGAUGUGGGUUACAUGACUGCAUGACAGUUUUCUGUUUAAUAUUCUACAUUUUCUACCUUUUUCUAUCAGUGUCAUCAUAUCACUGGGUCUUACGUCGUGUCUGUAAUGAGAUGGUUGUUGGUGAUUAUUUAUGAAUAUUUUAUAACUGAUGCACUGCUGUUAGUAAUUGGCCGUAUCACAGUCUUCUUUUAAUAACCACACUGGUUUAAGAGACCGAAUGAUAUCUCGUUGAUACUGGCCUAUCACAGAUACAUAUCGGUAUCAGUGUCUAUGUUGUCUGAUAAACACUGAUAUGAAAGUCUGCACUUUUUUGGAGAUUAUGGUGCAGAAAAAAGUAUGUGCCUUUUACCAUUUCUUUAGAAUUGUAUCAUUAAGUAAAGCUUCAUAUCAAGGACUUUCUCUGUUUGAAAAAUCGCAGGCAGCAAAGCUGUUAACUGCAACCAAUCGCCCAGAAAAAGAUGCACAAUUUUGGUCUGCAAUGUAUUUUAACUUUUCAGUUACAGAAGAUGUAGAAUUUCUCAUUGGUUAAAGCAAAUAGAUAAGGUGAAUAACUUUCAUUGGUCAAACGGGUCAAAAAAGGUGGGGAGGGACCGUGGUUAAAACUUAGCCCUCCCAUCGCGGGUGCGUGAGCUGGUCCCAUCUCCUUGGCAAAAUGAUACACAAUCCCCUGGAGACAGCGCCCUGUUGAAGAAAAAAGACGUCCCUGUCCUGUCUUCCUGCACAUCUGCACUUGUUUAAGUUUCUCGGCUGACUCCCUAAAGCACACAUCAAUGGUUUUGGGAAAAACAAGUGUUAUCUCUUGACCUUGGGGCCUCCGCUGUGAGUGUGGCUGUGUUCUCUCUCAUAUCCCGGCUUUACUCUCCAAUGUAUUAGCCCCUUAUAAAAAGGACUAAUGCUUUUGACCAACUCAUUUGUCAACAGGAUAUGUACAAUUCUUUUAAUAAUGCAGGUAAUUGGUAACAAAAAAAACCCACAAUCAAUAAUACAGUUCUUUGUAUGAUAGCAAUUAAGUUACAGCGUGUCAGACUAAAUCUGAUUAAUCUGCUAAUUUGUAAUGUAAUUUUCAAGGAUUUCUUUUAACGUAUUGCAUUGUAUUGCCUUUUUCUUGACUUCAAAUAGAACUCCUCUAAUUUCUGGCUAUUUUAAAGGGGCUCCGAUGCUGCUUAUGCUUCUCGCUGCGUUGUUUAUUUUAUCCCGUUGUUUAUCCCGUUCCAUAUCCGCUCCAAUAUGACCAAUAAAGACCAAAGUGAAAAAUGUUCAUUGCUGCAAGUUGUUCCACGGCACCCCUUUAACACUGGCGUGACAGCACAUGUGGUUGUGUGUUAAAGAUGCACUUAAGCCAAGACUCCAUGCACUUUAUUGUAUUUGAUUUGACGUGUCAGAUUCUGUGAAACUGACACCACCAGUAUACAGUGACAGAAUACUGCACAUUUUUCCUGCUUUUAGCCUUUUUUGGGGCAUUUUUUCUUCGUCAGUCGACAUCACAAUGCAUCGUAGAAGAUUGCUUGCAGUGUAUCGCCGCGGAAUCGCUGUAUCACGAUACCAUCGUCAUCUUGGGGCCACAUAUCGCGAUUGCACGGUGUGUAUGACACAAUGAUUCCAACCAUGUGCCAUUAAAUAAGCGUGUUUGCCUUU
Messenger RNA from Acanthopagrus latus (yellowfin seabream), 2523 nucleotides. It is a transcript of the gene prxl2c, whose product is annotated as peroxiredoxin like 2C. The transcript is spliced from 6 exons. Bases 102 to 779 code for a protein of 225 amino acids. The record is from RefSeq and is a predicted model, not a curated record. NCBI's taxonomy places the organism in Eukaryota, Metazoa, Chordata, Actinopteri, Spariformes, Sparidae.